Messenger RNA from Cervus elaphus (red deer), 585 nucleotides. RefSeq names its product EOLA-like protein. The coding region runs from base 1 to 369 and encodes 122 amino acids. The record is from RefSeq and is a predicted model, not a curated record. NCBI's taxonomy places the organism in Eukaryota, Metazoa, Chordata, Mammalia, Artiodactyla, Cervidae. The transcript has 4 exons.
AUGAAGUUCGGCUGUCUGUCCUUUGGAAAGCCUUAUGUGGGUAUUGUCUUAAAUGGUGUCAAGACCCUGGAAACGUGGUGGUGGCCCAUGCUAUGUGGCCACUGCCACUGUGCCCUGGCCAUCCACAUCGCACACUGGGACUCUGAAGACUCGGCCUGGUGGGAGAUGCUGGAGCAGAGGCUGGGGAUGAGCCCCGCCCAGACCCAGGCCUUGCUGCAGGACAGGGACAAGUUCGGCUGUGGAGUGAUCAUGGGUCUUGUGGUCAUUGGGGGCACUUUGCUGUGUCCCAAAAACCUAGAUCCUGACCAGGUGGAGGAGCUGGAGAAUCAAGGCCUGCUACCCGACCUGCAAGAGAAUGCACAGAGGUGAAGGUCGCAUCCUCCACGAUCCUCCAGAGCUUCCUGGGGAAGGACAGCCCAAAGCUGGCGUUGUUCUCAUCCUCGUUGCCCAUUUCUGGGUUCGGGCCCUGUGGGGGCAGAUUGUCAUGGAGGCCUGGAUCUGGGCUCUCAGGCCUCCUUUCUGUCACCUCAGAGACAUCAUGGAGCACUGAGAAGAGGAAGAUGUGAGAAGGCAGAAAGUCGAGCC